AUGUCAGAAACUUCGGAUAUUGAAAAGCAACAAAAACAGCUUGAAGACGACGUUACCAAGCUGCAAAAUGCCCUGCAGCACUGGCAAACCUGGGAUGCCGAGUAUGAGAUGCUCAAGGAAGAGGUAGAGGCUGUUUGCGAAAGUGGCGAGACAGAGCUUAAGGCGAUCCAUGUCGGUUUUGAGGGGGAGCUCCUCAAGGAUCGUGAGCUUGAUGAGAUCUUUGGUGAGAGGACGCAUCGGUCUGCUGAACAGAUCUUGAAUAUCCUUGACCGACGCAUCGAUUAUGUUACUACGAAUAUCGCUUCCCUACGGAAGCAAGUCGACGCUGCUGAGACUAAGCUUGCCGAAAUCCAACCUAACCUCGAUGAAGAUGAUGGUCUGCCAAUGACAGAGAUUAUCGAGCAACUUGACGAUGACGACAACGUUAUUUCUUAUGAGCUUAACCAGCCUGAUAGUGCGUUACCCAAGAUCCAAGAAGCACUUGAAAAAGCUGGUAUCAAGGAUCUUGAGGAUGGAGACUCAAACUCACCCGCUGAAAGCUCCAAACAAAAAGAAGUCAAACCUGAAGCCGAAGCCUCAAAGCAAAGUUCCUCUCAGCCGAAGGAUCUUGAGACCACAACUCUAGCACCAUCUGCAAGCAAAGGCGUAUCUUUUGCCACAGACACUAAAACGCAAGAUGGCCCCAAGCCCCCAGUCUCGCGAAAUGCUAAGCGUGUUGAAGAGAUCAUGAACCAUGCCAAAGAGCAGGAGAAGAUCAGCAACGAGAACGCGUUCAUACCCGAGGAGGAGGAUGAGGAGGAUGCAGAGUUGCGGCGGCAGAUGUUGGAAUACUCAGGCGAAGUCGGUGCAGUCGUCGCCGAGCUCCAGCUUGAGGAGGGAGACAGCGAUUACGAAUUUGAGUAUAGCGAUGAAGGCUUCGAGGACGACGAAGAAGAUGACGAGGACAAGUAUGGUCGAUAUACUGGUCGCGUUGUGACAGAUGACUAUCGCCAACGAAUGCUCGAGCUUGAAAAGAAGCUCGGCAUCAAGUCGCGCUUUACCGAGCAACCAGAGGACAAGGACGGAGAUUCAAGUUCAGACGAAGAAGGCAUUGGCCGUAUCGUUGUGAAACCAACUCCCGCUGAGCCCACGCCAGCAUCAUCAGCCUUGAAAUCCGCACCAGCCAAGUCAAACAUUAAGGAGAAGCAACCAGAGCAGACCAGCGGCAGGAAGGGCGUGCGCUUUGCAUCGAAUCUGGAUAUCGCACAGGAGAGCGAAGCAGCUGUUCUCCCAGUAAGAGAGCCUACUGUUGAGGAAAGAGGGCCGAUAGUGGAACCACUGAGCGACAUUGUUGAACGUUCCAGCUCUUCCAAGGCUCCCAAAACUACUGACACCAAGCCAACACGCAAACCAUCACGAUUCAAGAAGGCGAUAAAUACUGUCCCACCAGGUCCUCUUGACGUGCCUGCCACGUUUUUGGAUCAGGACCGACCGACGGCACCCACGGGUCCUGAAGGAACAACGCUCGCUGAGACACUAGUCGAGCGUGAAACGAUACGCACCACUCCUCAACCGCCUGAUGAGUUCGACGAUGAGUUGAUUCAUCAAGAGGUUGCUGAUGAACAUCACAAGCUGCGGAAGAAGUUCAUCCAGCGAGACGGCGGAUUCCUCAAGGAGGACGAGUCUCCCAUCCAGCCUCUGGAGGUACAGGAUGGCGGACGGGAGCCAGUCAGUCGCUUCAAGGCUGCCAAGCUCUCGAAAUAUUAA
Messenger RNA from Fusarium sp. VM40, 1746 nucleotides. NCBI's taxonomy places the organism in Eukaryota, Fungi, Ascomycota, Sordariomycetes, Hypocreales, Nectriaceae. The record is from the annotation of a GenBank genome assembly.